Messenger RNA from Durotheca rogersii, 2050 nucleotides. Its product is annotated as ALDH-like protein. The coding region runs from base 157 to 1971 and encodes 604 amino acids. Lineage: Eukaryota; Fungi; Ascomycota; Sordariomycetes; Xylariales; Xylariaceae. The record is from RefSeq and is a predicted model, not a curated record. Gene Ontology annotation, molecular function: aldehyde dehydrogenase (NAD+) activity. The transcript is spliced from 2 exons.
UUCGUCCUGCCAUUGAACGCGCCCGCCUGCCGGGGCUAUGCAAAACAUCGCCCAUUUUGGUCCUAUGCCGGCUCGGUGAGACCUCUGAUAUAUAACAAGAUCCCCUCCGCCGAUAUACCCUGCACACACCACGCCGCCAAAGGGCGUUGUGUACAGAUGGCGGUCGAAGAUCUCGUGCAAUGGCUCGACGCAUGCGGCGCCCUCCUGCGAGACUUCCCGGCCGAGGACUUCGCCUUUCUUGCAUUUCCCUUAGCCUGCACCAUCCUGGGCGGCAUCAUCUUGUACUUCACCCACACGGACUAUUGGGACAGACCCAAGCACUACACCGUCCCACCUCCAAAGAUACCCGAUGAAGUCAAAAUCCUGGAACAACCGACCAUCAAAGUCCCCGGAACGACGGCGAUCCAAUGCUAUAUGCCUGCCACCGGCCGGCUCCUCGGUCUUGUCAAUCCGUCGACCCCCGCCGGUAUCGAUCGCGCGAUAGCUCAGGCUGCUGCUGCCCAGGAGAAAUGGGCCACUACUUCGUUCAGCGAGCGGAGGAGAGUGCUUCGCACUAUGCUCCAACAUGUCCUCGACAACCAGGAGCAGAUCUGCCAGGUCAGCUCUAUGGAUUCCGGCAAGACCAUGGUCGACGCUCAGCUCGGCGAGAUCAUGGUCACCGCCGAGAAGCUCCAGUGGACCAUCAAGCACGGCGAAAAGGCCCUGCGCCCCAGUAGGCGCCCGACAAAUCUACUCAUGGCGUAUAAAAAGAACACAGUCCACUACGAGCCCCUGGGUGUGGUGGCGGCGCUAGUUAGUUGGAAUUACCCAUUUCACAAUCUGAUAGGCCCUAUAAUCAGCUCCAUCUUUGCCGGAAAUGGUGUCGUGGUCAAGGUUAGCGAACAAACCUGCUGGAGCGCCGCCUACUACACCAGCAUUGCGAGGGGCGCGCUGGUAGCACACGGUCACGAUCCCCAGCUGGUGCAGAGCGUCGUCUGCUGGCCGCAGACCGCAGGACAUCUGACGAGCCAUCCCGGUAUUAGCCACCUCACCUUCAUCGGCAGCCGGCCCGUGUGCCACCACGUCGCCGCCAGCGCGGCCAAGAGCCUCACCCCCGUUGUUGCGGAGCUCGGCGGCAAAGACGCAGCCAUCAUACUCGACUCGGCGGAGCCCGACCUCAAGAGGAUCGUAGACAUACUUAUGCGCGGCACGUUUCAGGCUUCGGGGCAGAACUGCAUCGGCGUGGAGCGUAUCAUCGCCGCGCCGCGGGUCUAUGACAAGCUUGUCGCCAUGCUCGAACCUCGCGUCAAAGCCUUACGCCUCGGGCUGUCCGAGGACGUCGGCGCCAUGGUAUCGGACGCCUCGUUCGACCGGCUCGAGAAGCUCGUCGAGGACGCCGUGGCCAGCGGGGCGCGGCUCCUCGCCGGGGGGAAGCGAUACGUACACCCGGACCACCCCUCCGGUUUCUACUUCAGCCCCACACUUCUUGUGAAUGUGACGCCGGACAUGGCCGUGGCGAGAGAGGAAUGCUUCGGGCCGAUCAUGACGCUGCUCCGGGCCCCCUAUUCCUCGGCCAAGGACGUCCUCGCGAUAGCGAACGCGCCGGACUUCGGGCUCGGGUCGUCGGUGUACGGGUCGGACGCGGACCCGGCGCUGCGACAGGUGGUGCGGGGGAUCCGGGCGGGCGGCGUGGCAGUCAACGACUUCGCGGUGUACUACGCGGUGCAGCUGCCGUUCGGCGGGGUGGGCGGGUCCGGGUACGGGCGGUUCGCCGGCGAGGAAGGGCUGCGCGGGCUGUGCAACCUCAAGAGCGUGUGCGAGGACCGGCUCGGCUGGCUCGGCGUGCGCACGGCGAUCCCGCCCCCCGCCCGCUACCCCGUCCCCAGCCAGGCGUCCGGGUGGCGCUUCACGAGAGGCGUCGUCGGCCUCGGGUACGCCCUGACGCUGCGCGAGAAGCUGCGCGCGCUCGUGGACAUUGUGAGGAAUUCGUAGCUGGCUUGUCCCACUAUCACGUAUGAGGGGAGAGGGCAAUAUAUAUAUAGAGAGAGAGAGAGGGGGGGGGCGGGGGAGA